AUGAUUAUUAAAGAUUUUGUUGUGGAUAAAGAUACUGAUAUUCUUGCUUUGACGGAAACUUGGCUCCCUCCAUGUGGGAACGAUUUGAUUAUUGGGGAUCUAUGCCCAACAGGUUAUAGUUUUCUGCAUACACCGAGACAUGGAUCAAUCGGUGGGGCGUUGGUCUCUUAUUCAAGGAAAGUCUUAAUAUUAAGCGUAUUAAUAGGAGGUAUUUAGGUCAUUUGAAUACCUUGACAGUUCUUUUUUGAACUUUCUACAUAUUAGAAUUAUUGUUGUAUAUCGGCCGCCUCCUUCAUCGGCUAACUCAUUGACAUCUACUCUAUUCUUUGAAGAGUUCUCAUCCUUUUUGGAAGGAAUUAUUGUAUCACCUGGGCAACUCUUGAUAGCUGGAGAUUUCAAUUUUCAUCUGGACAAUCCUAAUGACCCUCUUACCAAACGGUUCGUGGAUCUUCUCGCUUCCUUUGAUUUGAAGCAGUACAUUUCUGGAUCAACACAUGCAAGUGGUCACACACUGGAUUUAAUUAUAACGCGAUCUGAAGAAAACAUUGUUAACCAUUACAAUAUCUUCGAUCCUCUGAUUUCUGAUCAUUCAGUUGUGCAUUUACAACUAUUGAUUAGGAAAUCGAAGUUUGUGAAGAAACAUUUGCUUCUUCGUAAUUUGCGGGCGGUUAAUAUUCAUAAAUUUAAAACGGAUGUACUAAAUUCUUUUCUUCUUAAGAAUUUUACGACUAUGGAUUUGGUAUCAUUGGUGUAUGAGUAUGAUUGUCUUCAUACUAUCUUAGAUAACCAUGCACCGAUUAAAUCCCGGGAAAUUACAUUGCGCCCUAAGGCACCCUGGUAUACUAACGAAAUCAAUGAUAAGAAACGAAUUCGGAGACAACUUGAGAAAAAAUGGCAUAAAACAAGGACGAAUGCUGAUUGGAAUCGCUAUAAACAACAAUGUUAUGCUGUAAAUAAACUUAUCGACUCCUCAAAAUCGGCUUACUAUACCGACUUAAUUAAUAAUGGAUCAUCUGAUCAAAAAACCCUUUUCAAGACUGUAAGCAAUUUGCUGCAUACAAAUACGAUUAUUCGCUAUCCAUCUUCUCCUGACCCAAUGUCACUUGCCAACUCAUUUAGUGAUUUCUUCACUCAGAAAAUUGUUAAAAGACGAGGUGAUAUCGAAGAUGAACUCUUGAGUAAAAACAUAGAAAAUCCUAUACCUGAUGCUGAUUCAUGUCCUUAUGAAUUUCACACCUUCAGGGAGGUUGGAAAAGACGAAGUGCUCCAUUUAAUCCAACGUAUCGCAACUAAAUCCUGUUCUCUGGAUCCACUCCCGGUAGUCAUGCUAAAUCACUGUUUUAAAGACAUCUUACCCGUUGUAGUUAGAAUAAUCAACCUCUCCUUGGAAAGUGGUACAAUGCCUGACUCUUUGAAGAUUGCUGUUGUUCAACCGCUAUUAAAAAAGUACAAUCUUUCCUAUGAAGAAUUCUGCAGUUUUCGUCCAAUAUCAAAUCUGAAAUUUGUCUCUCGAAAUCUAUUGAGAAAGCAGUUGCUGUACAAUUAA
Paramuricea clavata is the source of this 1546-nucleotide messenger RNA. NCBI's taxonomy places the organism in Eukaryota, Metazoa, Cnidaria, Anthozoa, Malacalcyonacea, Plexauridae. The record is from the annotation of a GenBank genome assembly.